Molecule: messenger RNA, 511 nt
Organism: Thelazia callipaeda (thelaziosis nematode)
Lineage: Eukaryota; Metazoa; Nematoda; Chromadorea; Rhabditida; Thelaziidae
Source: the annotation of a GenBank genome assembly
CAAUCAGUUUUUCCAAGUUUUUUCAUUACACAACCACAGUCAAUGUCAACUACACCAUUACCAGCUCAAAAAAUUACAUCAAAUUUUUGACUUUUUAGAGUUGCAAAAACAAUUGAAAGCUGCUACAAAGAAGCAUUAUCUUUCACCGAACGAGAAACUUGCUCUUUGCUGUCAAAAGAAACGUCUUACAUCAUCAUGUCAGACUCUCUGCAAUUACGACACUUUUUCUGAUCACACACUUAUAGCAGCUGUAUUAACAAAUCAAUGUCCCGGUAAUCAACUCGAGACGGCCUUCAAUUGUGCCACGUCUAUGGCAGAUCAUUCAUCUUGUUGCAUCAAAAAUGGAAUAGCAAAAUAUAAUGGUGGACGUUGUAUGGUAUUUUGUACGACACAUCAAGGUAAUCCAGGAAAUACAAUGCAAUAUAUUGAUUGCCUUCGAAUUUUUAAUCGAAUCAAAAAUUGCUACCAAGAAUAUCAUACAAUACAUCCCAACCUUUUUGGUGAUUUAUAA